UUUCUUUCCAAACGCGCGCAACUCACCUGGCUCACUCCCUGCCUGGCCACCGCGGCAAAAGAGAAAUUUCCCUCGUUUUCUCGGAUCUUCCACUCUCCAUUUUCCUGUUUCCCAAACUCUCUCCUCCGUCCCUUGCUCCAUCAUCAAUCAAACGAAAAUCUCACAACAUGAGUAAGGAUUCCUUGCGCGUCUCCGAUCUCGACUCCUCCCUGCCCGCAGCUGCCGCCGCUCUUAGUGCAGAGGAUCGAGCCGACCUUGUAAAUGCACUUAAGAAUAAGUUACAGAACUUGGCUGGGCAGCACUCAAACAUCAUAGAAGAGCUUCCUCCGAGAGUCAGGAAACGCGUGGAGUAUCUGAAAGAGAUUCAGGGCCAACAUGAUGAACUGGAGGCGAAGUUCUUUGAGGAGAGGAGGGCAUUGGAGGCGAAGUAUCAGAAGCUUUAUGAACCACUUUAUACUCAGAGAUACGAGAUUAUAAAUGGUAUAAAAGAAGUUGAUGGGGCCUCAUCUGAUGCUUCAGGGGAUCAAGAAGCUGAUAAAGCUGUUGGAGGAUCAGGAGUACCCGACUUCUGGCUCACUGCAAUGAAAAACAACGAAGUGUUAGCUGAGGAGAUAACAGAACGCGACGAGGCAGCUCUUAAGUUUCUUAGAGACAUCAAAAGUAUUAGGCUUGAGGAUCCUGUGGGUUUCAAGCUGGAGUUUCACUUUGAUCCCAACCCAUACUUCAAGAAUUCCGUGCUGACUAAAACAUAUCAUGUAAUUGAGGAUGAUGAAGAUCCCGUUCUGGAGAAAGCGAUUGGGACGGAAAUCGAAUGGCAUUCUGGAAAAUGCUUGACCAAGAAGAUUCUAAAGAAGAAACCUAAAAAGGGAUCCAAGAAUGCCAAACCCAUCACCAAAAUCGAGGAUUGUCCGAGUUUCUUCACGUUCUUUAAUACACCCCACAUUCCAGAAGACGAAGAUGACCUUGAUGAUGAUGCUGCCGAGGAUCUUCAAGACCGAAUGGAGCAGGACUACAAUAUUGGCACGACCAUUCGCAGUAAGAUUAUUUCUCAUGCCGUGGCAUGGUAUACGGGGGAGGCAGCUGAGGUUGAUUCCUAUGGCCACCACAUAGAUAACGAUGGUGAUGAUACUGAUCAUGACAACACGGUCCAUGAAGAGGAUACUGAUCAUGACACUGAAGACGAAGGGGCAAAAACCGAGAAGGUAGAGAACACACACAAGGGGAGUGGACUUGCAUGAACGAUAACGGUGUCUUAGGGUUGCUUCACUAGUAUCUAUGUAUAGCCGUAUCAUAUAGUUUACUGGUUGAGAACGGCUCAUUUGAUGGCCGGAAAACGUUUUGGGCAACCCUAGUUUGAAUUGGUCUGCGCGAUGGGAGGCUUGUAGUGUUGAGAAUUCUUUGAUUCUUUCGUUUCUAUGGUGUUAUAAAGUCCAUUGACACUCCUUUUUUUCCGUGUGCUGAUGAGUAACGUUUCUUUUAAUGAGAUUAGGUAAAUCAAGCUUUCUUUGUUCCCUUAUAGCUUAUAUCCAUGUUUUUUUACUAGGAGACGAGAUUAUGGAUGGUUGUUUUGAUACGAUUUACUAACUCUUUCUUAACUAUUUGCAUGUGGAAUCGGUGUUUCUUAUGCAUAAAAAAUCUAGAGGUGUGUCAUAAAUGCGACAUUAAGUC
Molecule: messenger RNA, 1668 nt
Organism: Linum trigynum
Lineage: Eukaryota; Viridiplantae; Streptophyta; Magnoliopsida; Malpighiales; Linaceae
Source: the annotation of a GenBank genome assembly